UGGAACAGCUUCAACAGGACAGAUUGAGAGACCCACCCCAGAAUACCCAAUAAUCAGUUGGCACUCAUCUGAGACAUGGAAGACUUGGGUUCUCCCCACCUCAGGCAAAGGGGAAUUUUGAAUCCAGGGUUCUCAGAGCCUGGAAAAAUGUUGCCAACCACUUCAGUUAGUUCCCCAAACCAGGGCAAUGGUGCAUUAAACUCCAGGGAUGCAGCAAGACAUACAGCGGGUGCAAAGCGCUACAAAUAUCUAAGGAGGCUCCUUCACUUCCGGCAGAUGGACUUUGAGUUUGCUCUUUGGCAGAUGCUCUACCUGUUCACUUCACCACAGAGAGUUUAUAGAAACUUUCAUUACCGAAAACAAACAAAGGACCAGUGGGCAAGAGAUGAUCCUGCUUUCUUGGUAUUGCUGAGUAUUUGGCUGUGUGUCUCUACUAUAGGAUUUGGAUUUGUGCUGGACAUGGGAUUUUUUCAAAUGAUAAAGCUACUUCUUUGGGUUGUGUUUAUAGACUGCGUAGGCGUUGGCCUUCUAAUAGCAACUUUAAUGUGGUUUAUUUCUAAUAAGUACUUGGUAAAGCGACAGAGCAGAGACUAUGACGUGGAAUGGGGAUAUGCCUUUGAUGUUCAUCUGAAUGCUUUCUAUCCACUUCUAGUCAUUUUGCAUUUUAUCCAACUGUUUUUCAUCAAUUAUGUUAUCUCGUCAACCUCAUUCAUGGGAUAUUUUGUUGGGAAUACAGUAUGGCUCAUUGCAAUUGGUUAUUAUAUCUACGUAACAUUUCUUGGGUACAGUGCAUUGCCGUUUUUGAAGAACACAGUUAUCCUUUUGUAUCCAUUUGCACUCUUAAUUCUGCUGUAUGUGCUCUCAUUAGCACUGGGAUGGAACUUCACCAAGACACUUUGUACUUUCUAUGAAUUCAGAGUGAAAUAAAAACAGGUCUUCAUAUGUCUCUACUGUGUAGUUUGUCUUAGCUGCUGACAGUAUGAACAUCAAGACCUAUGGUUGUACAUUUUCUUUGUAGAUAAGUGUAAAAAGCUUGAAGUGUCUAUUGCAAUUUUUAAUGAUUAAAGUAUUUACAAACAGUAAAAAUGUUAUGUAUUCUGUAUGAAUACUUUUGCAGUACAUUCCUCAAGACAAACUACCUGUACAUUUUUGUAAUAAAUCUACUUAUGAAUAAGU
This is a messenger RNA of Gopherus evgoodei (Goodes thornscrub tortoise), 1176 nucleotides long. RefSeq names its product unc-50 inner nuclear membrane RNA binding protein (gene UNC50). The coding region runs from base 76 to 927 and encodes 283 amino acids. The record is from RefSeq and is a predicted model, not a curated record. Gene Ontology annotation, cellular component: Golgi membrane. NCBI's taxonomy places the organism in Eukaryota, Metazoa, Chordata, Testudines, Testudinidae. The transcript is spliced from 6 exons.